Mytilus californianus (California mussel) is the source of this 2098-nucleotide messenger RNA. RefSeq lists its product as uncharacterized. Lineage: Eukaryota; Metazoa; Mollusca; Bivalvia; Mytilida; Mytilidae. Bases 100 to 1695 code for a protein of 531 amino acids. The transcript has 2 exons. The record is from RefSeq and is a predicted model, not a curated record. Gene Ontology annotation, cellular component: membrane. Gene Ontology annotation, biological process: proton transmembrane transport. Gene Ontology annotation, molecular function: proton channel activity.
UGUAGUUUAAUAACUGAUACGAUCGAUUAAAUUACAGUUCAGUUCUGCACCGACUAUGUAACACAAUAAAUAGAAAUAAUCUAAGUUAUUAUAUCAGAAAUGACUCCUUUUAAAAAACUGUUCAGAGCAAUUUUUGUGCUGCCAUUUUCUGCUGGAGACCCAAAGAAUCAGUAUCUAGGUGGAAUAGUCACUCAUGAUGGAAGUAUUUCUGGUGUAGUGUUUCUUGUUAGUGUAGUUGUUAUUCUUUGUGAAAUGUUAUUGAUUGGAUCAUUUGGUACUGAGAAAGAUUCUACGUUUCUAUUUGUGCUAACCAUGGAAGUGACCUCUGGUCUGGCUAUAUUGAUUUGCAUAAUUCUGUUAAUCUAUGCAUCAUUGAAACCAGGUAUACUCAAAGAAAACGAUUGCUGGGAUGUUAGUAACAAAAUCAUGAUGAAAUUUUUAUGGCUAUUUACCUUUGCUAGUUUGACAUAUAGUGGUAUUUUCAUUGCAUACCAUGCUGACUGUCUUAUAAACAACUACCCACUCGACCAUGUCAAAAAUCGUAUUCUUUGCGACGUUUUUCUCUUCACCUAUAGAUCAGUCCAAACAGGAUUUUUAACAUACUUUUCGCAACGAGUGUUUGUGAGUAAACUCAGAUUCUAUUACGGAUUACUUGUCUUAUUUUUAAUUAACAUAACAGUUAUUGUCAUAGAUUUUGCUCACUCGAUCCGUGACGUUAAAGACUUCAGUAUAAAUGACACACAAAUCGCAAAACCAAACACAUGUGCUAGCAAUUCUUCUAUUAGCACAAUUUUGCGUAGUGUAAAGAAUUUCCUGGAACCCGCUGAGCUUGAAUAUUCUUUAUUGACUAUUCUAUUUAUUACACAGCUAUGGCCAAGGAAGAAAACAAUUUCUAACAACAGCAAUCCACUGUGUAUAAUUCGCGACAGUGUUACUGAUGGGGAAUAUGAACCCUUAGUCUGUGUAAAUGAGGAUGUAGCAAUUUAUGAUAACAUUCCAUGUAGUGCGAAUUCCGAAAAACCUAAACGCAUGACUAUGAUAUUCGCAAAUAUUGCAUUUCCCGUGCUUAUUUCAAUACCAAGCACUAUUUUACUUAUUAUCAAAAUCUACGCUUCAAAAGAUGAAUUGGUAGAAAACGCAUUAAACAUCUUUAACGGAUUUCAAGUGACAAUACUUCUGUUUGUUUUAGUCAAAUGUUAUUACUUACUCCAGUCAGACUGCAAACCGACAAAAGUGGAAAGCCAUUUUACCUCUAAAGACUAUCUUAUUCUUGUCAGUUUUGUUGGAUCGUUAAGUUUAUACUUAAUGAGAUUAAUCUCAUACAUUUUACUCGUACAUACAGAUAAUCAAAAUCCAACUAAAACAUAUACUUAUGUUAUUACGAUUAUGGGUAUUUAUUUGCAGAUAGUUUUCUUAUUCCAAAUGAAAAACUAUGGAAAGGGAAAAAUCCAGUCAUCAUGUAUAUCAAUAGAGUAUACUUGCCUGUUUAUGUCCGUAGUCAACUUUAUGAUCUGGGCGGAAGAUUCUUUUAUAGCCGCCAGGUGGGUAUUUCGCGAUGACGCGCCUACGCUUUUCUAUGGUAACAAUGUGUGGGUGACAUAUUUUACUCUGCUUUUUCCUUUUGUUAUAUUUUACCGUUUUAAAUGUUUUGUUGCAUUUUAUGGCUUGUAUCACAGACUGUCAAAUGAAAUUUAAAGUGAAAUGAAAACUUUAAGUUAGUUUUGUUACAUAUAAUUUAAUUACAAAGUUUAACAUGACAUAAUGAAAUAAUACGAAGAGGGAUGAUCAAUUUCUGUAUAAUGAUCGUCUGUUUGCUGCUGCCAUCACUGUCAUUUUAUUGAAAUACUACUUGAGGGAAACACGAUCCAAAUAAAACAAAUAUUCACAAGACAUUAGAUGAAAGGAAGAUAUACGAUGAACGCUAAUAAUUUCCUCCUAAUAUAGCAAACAUACCCACUGCCAUUUAAUUAUGCAAUCCUUUGACAAAUGGGUCUAUUUUAUUGAUAACUCUUUAUAUUGGUUAGUAUAUUGCAUUUGUUUACGUCACUGUGACAUUUUAUAAUUAAUACGCUUAUUUGAUUAAAAUAGUUUCUCAAUU